AUGAAAUCAAUCUUCGUCUCGGCAGCUCUCAUUGCAGCAGCAGAUGCACUUAUUGCUCGCGACUCAACCUGCUGCUUCCAUCUGACUGCCUCCGGUGGCCCUGGCGGAGUCGUCGGCCAGCUUAGCGAUGGUCAGAAUAGAAUCGGCCAGACCUCUGGACUCGCCAACGGACAGGGAACCUACUGCAUCGAUUCCAAAGGUGGUCUCACCGACGGUAAUGGUCGUGGUUGCAUCCUGACCCCUCCAACAACCCAGUUCCAAUGUGAUGUGGGUGCUAGCCCUACAGAUGGUUUCUCCGUCUCUUGUGAUGGUGCAUUGUCUUACAAGGGCAACACCGACUUCAAGGCUUGCCCAACUGGGGACAAUGGUGGUUACAACAUUUACACUGUUGCUCCAGCUGGUCAAGGUGGUUGUGUUUCGAUCACCUUGGGAGCAGACAACUGCAAAUCAGGUUGCCCUGCACCAGCCCCUGCUCCCAAGACUUGUCCUGCUGCCCUCUCUGGCGCUUACGAGUAUCCCCAUCUCAUCGUUCCCGUCGACUCGAAGCAGCCUGACAAGGCCUUUGGCACUCAGUACAACGGCACGGUCUCCAACACUGUCUCCAGCUUGUUCAACUUUGACAUACCCAGCUCUGACAGUGGAAAGACUUGUUCUCUAGUCUUCCUCUUCCCUGAGCAGAAGAAUCUGGAGACAUCGUCGUUCGACUUCUCGGGUGCUGGCGGAAUCGACUUUGCUAUGUUGAAGGGACCCGCCAGCUCAGGCACUACAUACAACAACAAGCCAGGCGUUGCUACCGACUAUGGAGUGACCAAGGUGGCUCCUGGAACAUCCUCGGUCAUCGCAACCUUCCCCUGCCCGGGCAACUCUGCCAUUGGCUUCAGUCUAUCUGCUUCAGACAACACUCAGUUCUCGUACUUCCAGGACUACAAUCCCAGCCCUAUCGGUCUCUACAUCACCGUGUGCUAG
Molecule: messenger RNA, 966 nt
Organism: Aureobasidium namibiae CBS 147.97
Lineage: Eukaryota; Fungi; Ascomycota; Dothideomycetes; Dothideales; Saccotheciaceae
Product: GPI anchored cell wall protein
Exons: 4
Coding region: 1-966 (321 amino acids)
Source: RefSeq, a predicted model, not a curated record